This is a messenger RNA of Brenthis ino (lesser marbled fritillary), 744 nucleotides long. NCBI's taxonomy places the organism in Eukaryota, Metazoa, Arthropoda, Insecta, Lepidoptera, Nymphalidae. The record is from the annotation of a GenBank genome assembly.
AUGGGAGACGGAUGCAUAGAAUUGCCUAUAUAUAGUAUCUAUAUUAUUGGAGCUGGAUACUUAUUGAUGAUCGUUGCUAUAAUAUAUUUAUUGUGUAAAAUUUACUACAAAAAACGAAAUGUAUACAAAACAUUAGAAUCUGUUACUACUAAUAAUAAUGAGAGCGAUGAUCAUAUAACAUCUACUACAAAGCAAGAUCUGGAAGGCAUAUUUCGUCAGGCUACAUAUAAAUAUAUUCUAAAAGAUGUUGACGAACGCGACAACUCAACGGAGACAAUCGAUACAUAUGAUGAGUUGAGUCACAAUGGUGAUUUUAAGAAUCAUGAUAAAAUUUCACAAAGUAAACAUCGAGCUGUAGAAAUGAUUACAAAUACUAAUCCAAAUGUCGUGGCUUUAAUUUCACCGGAACAAAUGAAACAAGUUGUUCAAAAAGUACUCAAGAAGACAAAGUCAUCGAAUAGCAAUCUUAAAACUAGCGAAUGCGAAAAUGAAAUUAUAAUAAAUGAAGAAAAUGUUCAAAAAUUAUCAGAAAAACGAUUCAAUAACAGAAAAUCAGCAUCUAUUUCUGAUAUAUAUGAUGUAGUUCGAAGUCCUAAACCAAUAAGAGUAAAGAUACUAAGUUUUGAUGACAGUAUAUUACUGAAUAAGAGAAAGAAAAGUUGUAUUGUAAUACGUGAUACGUGUACUGGAUACGACUUUCCAUGGUCGAACAGAAAAACAUACGAAAAUGCACACUUGAUACCU